Messenger RNA from Anneissia japonica, 5018 nucleotides. RefSeq lists its product as uncharacterized. The transcript is spliced from 2 exons. Lineage: Eukaryota; Metazoa; Echinodermata; Crinoidea; Comatulida; Comatulidae. The record is from RefSeq and is a predicted model, not a curated record. The coding region runs from base 277 to 3018 and encodes 913 amino acids.
AAACAAGGGUUUCAAUGGAAUGUACACUCCUUUCGUAGCUCUGCUAAAACCUUUUGUGAUGUCUGCUGUCGUAUGGAUGAGUGAAUCAAAGGUUAUUCAAAUUCCAACUCAAGGUUCGUUCUCACCUCUCUCCUACGUUCAGCGUAGUUAAAGAUUCGUGAACGCAACUCGUUCAAAGGACGGAAAAACCUGUAAUAUUGUCAUUACUACAAGUGGGGCCAACUUACCGAACAGGCGUCUUUCACCCGGAAAUUCCUGUCAAACGAAUGGCCCAUCAUGUCUGAAGUAACCUCAGAGAGAGGACAACAAAAGAAAACAUCAAAAACCAAGGCAUUUAAAAAAGGUAUUUCUAAACUGGUUAAAAGUCCAAAAAAGUCAUACCCUGCUGUACUGACGUUCAACAACGGAAGUUCAAAUGCUGGUGGCGAUAAGUCGGCAACUUUAUCAUAUGGCUACAGAACUAGGCAUGACGGGACCACCUACAAUCAACAUGGGAUACUGAAGCGCAGCAGAUCCCUAGACCAGUUAGAAGCUAAGGAUGACGACGACACCGAGAGCCUUAAUUCGGCCGCUACGAUCAGUGUGUUCAGAAGUGUCCACUUUGACAGCACUAAACACCUUGGUGAAGGAAAGAUGUCUGACACUGGAUGGGCAUCCUCUUCGAAAAACUCCACGUCGAAUGGCGCCUCGGCAUCAAAAACAGUCGCGCAUGAUCAAGAUUACAUACAACCACAUGCUGUAAAUAAUGGAGCUGCUCCAAACACAUAUGAUAUUAAGUCUAGCAAUCCACCAUAUGCCCGGGUUUCAGGCCGAUCUAGUCUGAACAGUGGGAGUGCAUCUCUAGAUCAUAUUAAUAAUCAAACUCAUAGACCUGCCACCCUGCCUCGUAACACAAAACUCCAAUCUUUUAGUGACGGUAGAGAUGACACCGCAGAUAGUAGUAGAACUGGGAGGCAGUCCCAGAACAAAGGCCAACUUCAGCGAUCGCAGUCAACAUCAAGUUCAAAAGAUCUAGAUAAUCUUGGUGUGAUUAAAUUGGUAGCGAGUACCCAAAACCUAGCAUCAAUGCCAAAAUCUCCAGCACCUGUGACAACACUUUCUGUUCAAUCCAGUCCUCAACAUGAUUUGUCGAGAGUUCAUAAUAUAAGUCCUGCUCAAUUGAGGGAACUGGAAGAACGUAACGAGAGAAAGAUAAGAAGAACCGUGGAUAAGAUCUUGAGAAAACAAAGAGAAACGGGAGCUCCUUCACUUACUGGUACAAAUCAAAAGUUGACAGUUUGGGAAAGUAUGGUUCUUGAAAUCCAGCGAACAAUGGAGACACUCUACAUUGAGAAGGUACAGAAGGAGCGACAUCUAAUACGCAAAGAGACCAUCAAGGAACUUGAAGCUGAAAAGCCGCCAACCCAAGAUAAUGAAACACAAGCUAAUCUUACAGUCGUUGAAGCCAGACCAUUCAUUAAGCCACAAGAGGUACAACAUUCAAAUUUUGAAUCGCAGACUGAUGAAAUUCUAGAACCGGAAAUAAGAUACUCGAUUUUAAAGACCCAGACAGACGAUGUGCGCCAAUAUAACGCUGCCUCCCAAACCAAGGAUCUUGAAGAAGUUGAUAUAAUCGAAUCACUUAAAGCUAGAUUAAGAAACCUUCAGGAGGAUUACGACAGACUAAGAAAACAACAUAAUGAUAGAUUGGAGGAGAUGGAACAAGUCCGUAUUGAGCUUAAUCUCGAAAUCACUCGACUUCGUGAUCAAUUAAAGGCUCAACCAACUUUCGAAAAUUCCACCACACAACACUCACCCAGUAUUCGAAGUGUCGGCUUCCAGACAAACAAACGACAGACGUCAAACCUUGUAACACUUACGGAAGAGACGCCGUCGUAUAAUGCUGGAACACAAACAAGUGACUUGGCUGAAAUUGAAAUUAUUUCUGAACUGCAGAUGAAAUUGGCCAACUUGGAGAGGGAACAUCAGCAAAUGGAGAGCUUGUAUGAAGAGAAAGUGACGGAGAUCAAUACUAUGACGCUCGAAUAUCAACAAAACGUGAUGCACCUAGAGAGCAAGAUCAAACCAGAACCUAAAAUGUCAAAUGUGAAAGUUCAAGUUAGUCCAGACGUUUAUGAUACGGGAAUACAGUCCUCUAUAAGAACAUCUGAUCUUUGGACUUACACCGACCCUGGCAAACAAUACAAAGAUUCAUCUGACCUCCAGAUCCAGGUGCAUACUGUGACCAGAGACCAGAGUUCUUCAACAGUUGUAGCAGAUCAGUGUGACAUAGGAGUCCAAUAUUCACCAGCAACCAGGGAUGCCUCAAACACAACAAUUCUGUCGAUGGCCGAGUUGGGAGAAAUAGAAGAAUAUGCUAGUCUAUAUCGUCAAGAGAGGGAAGAGACUGAAAUCGUAACCAAAAGGGUGAGAUCAGAAACCCCUGAGCUGCCAGACAAUUCAUUGAUGCUAAAAUACCUGGAAACAUCUGGAAACAGAAGUGACGACAUUGUAACAGCAGUUGGUACUCUGCUAAGGUCGGAAGAAGCACAUACAGUCUCAUUGGAAUCCAUGAGACAUAUGGAUGUUGAGACAACUACAGACCAAACCACGAGAGAUUCGACAGGUGGAUAUUAUUCAAAAGUAAUUAACAGUAAUGGAUUUGGUGAAAUUAAUCGUCCAACGACGUCGUUAAAACACAGCAGUUCAAGAACGACGGACACUAACUAUGCUAGUAAUGGAGAUAGUUAUUGGUACGACAGAGACAUGUCAGACGGUGGCAGAGAAUACCACCAUACAACAUCUGGGACUUAUUUCACUAACAUGGGGCGGUCAACCAAAUUAACAAGCACGCCCCAGAGUGAUCGUGAGUACUCAUUUGAAAUAAGCACCUCAAGUAUGGGUCGACCAAGUCUGGAUUCAAAUGGUUCUGUGAGCUCUGAGAGGUCUACCAGAAGAUUUCUUAAGUACGGGCUCACAGGUCAACAACAGCAACCGAUGGCAGAUCCGAGGACUCGUAACUACGUAGCGGAGCCAUGAGCUCAUGUCUCUAGCAUUGUGAAUGUUCUAAAAUCAUGAUCUUUAGCAAUAGCUAUUUUUAAGUCGCUGAACACUGCUCAAUUUUAACAAAUACUAGAAAUAAUCUAUAGUAUAAUUUUAUAAAAAAAAAAAGUUAUUUCCUACAAUAUUACUGUAUAUAGUUCAUUAAUGUAUAUUUGGAACAAAAGACCGACGUCUUGGCAAUAGACACAACUAGUACUAGUCACGCGUGACAUUCAGAUGGUAUAUAAUACAGUGUAUAAGUAUAGCCCUGACGAAAAUAAAUGUCCGCAUUAAACGGAAAAGAAUGACCGUUCUCUUUGCAUUUGGAAAUGGUUUGGUGCAGCGGGGAAGGUUUGAUUUCCCAACAACCUCGAGGUCAGGGUUUCAUUCACUUACAUUGCAUUUCCCUUGUUGUCCUUGGGCAAGGCACUUUAUCUGCAUUGCUUCUCUCCACCCAGGAGUAUAAGUGGGUACCUGGUAGGGUAAAAUGGCAAAAUGUGCUGAUGUAGUAACUGUUGCUGCAACGUUAUGGAAUAUUCCCCCAUUGAACUUCAAUUUGUGUUCCAUAGGCGUUUAAUCCAAUGACCGGGGUAAUGAUAAUGUGAAACGCAUAGAAGGUUUAACAAUUAUGCGCUAAAUGUCUACCAUUAUUAUUUUUGGGGUUAGGAUAUUCACGCGCCAGAACUACCAUAGAAUCGUUGUGGCCUACGCAAAAUACCAACUGAAGUUCACGUGAUUCCACUGGCCAAAUUGUGUUUAUUGCUUAACAGUGUCUACAGGAGUACAAUCAUUUAUAACUCGUACAAGUUUUUUUUUAUAGUUUUUUUUUUAUAACUUAUUACUCCAUUAUUUUAUAUGUAGGCCUACUGGUAGUGUUAGGUUCAAUAUGGGAAAAUGACGAUAACAUUUGUAUCCAUGCAUUUAAUGUUUGUACGUAUUUGUCGAUGCAAGAUAACAUAGGCCUAUGCCAUAUCGUCAUCGUAAUAAUUUAACUUGAAUAAUCCUGUUGUUUAUGGUUUCGCAGAAUUUGUAUUUAGUGUUUCAUGUUUCCUGGGCUGGUAUGAAAGGCUAGAGAUCUAAUUUAGCAUAAUGUUGCAUAUAACAUGCACGAACUUAAAUUAAUAUUCUUGUAUAUUAUUUUUCACUAAAUCAUUCAAUGCAAGUUGAAAUAUUUGAUACUGUUGCUUGAAUGAUUGCCAUCGAGAAAUUGUCGAUAGUUCGUCAAAGCUGGUAGGCUAAUUCUAUGAUCUAUGGCUAUGCAGGCCACAUUUCAGACGAAAUGGCCAUUAGUAAUGAAUGUUUAUGAGUGCAAUUGGAAGAAUAUAUUCAUGAGUUGAAAAAAGGACUGUUCCAUUCUUAGAAGCGCAGACGAGUUUAAUGGAAAUAUUAUUUCCAUUAUUCUUUACAUUGUAACGCAUUAUGUUUUAUAAUACACCUUAUUAGAUCUUGUCAUUUGAUUUUAUGAAAAAAUUAAUUAAAACAUUGUACAUGUAGUAUUAGGCGGACGUGUACAAACGGAACAAUAAAUGGAACAAAUUUAAGUGAAUGAAAUAUAGUGCAAGUAAAUUACAUGAAGGAUGACGCAAAUCACACAUUAUGGAUUACUUUGCCAUAAAACUGUAUGGGAUACACAAUGUCACGUGAUCUUUUCAGAUAAAAUCCACCAAUCAAAUUACAAGGAUCUGAGCCUAUUUGGGUGCGUUAUAGAAGCUCAUUUGUUGAUUGUGUUCAAGCACAGAGAAAAUAGAACAGGUUCAAGUAACCGUUAAUAAAAGGUAUAAAUCUAACUAUUAUGAAUAAGUUUUAAUGGUGAAAUUUUUAACUUUAUAUAUAUGGAAAUGUGGAUGGUAUCGAAAUAUACUUAUGUGACGUGUUAUUAAAUCGCCUAUUUAAUAUGGAUACUGUUUGGACUGUUAUUUCAAGCAAGUAGGCCUAUCGGUCAGCCUUAAGUUUAAUUGGUGGUAUGAAUAAAUAUUGGAAUUGUAUUGCAUACGGAA